AUGGCUUCUUCUUUGUCUCCUUCAUCUGGUUCACCUUCUGUGUCUCGCACAUUGACAUACCAAGUCUUCUUGACCUUCCAUGGAGCCGACGUCCGCAAUAACCUUCUCACUCACAUUUUGAGGGAGUUUCAAAGAAAGGGAAUCACACCGUUCAUUGACAAUGAGAUAGAGAGAGGAGUCUCUAUUGGUCUCGAGCUCUUACGCGCUAUAAAACAUGCCAGGAUCACGGUUGUCAUAUUCUCGAGGAACUACGCUUCUUCAAGCUGGUGUCUAAACGAAUUGGUGGAGGUUAUGAAGUAUAAAGAUGAGUUGAAUCAAGAAGUAAUGACCAUUUAUCAUCAAGUGAAACCAGCAGAUGUGAGGCAUCAGAGGGGAGAAUUUGGGAAGGCCUUCGAAAAAACUUGUGCUGCGAAAUCAGAAGAGGUGAGGCGGCUAUGGAGAAAAGCUUUGACGGAAGCCGCAAAUAUAAAGGGGGACUGGGUGGAAUCUGAAAAAUGGACAAGUGAAACUAAUAUGGUCGCUACAAUUGCCAUAGAUGUGUUGCGUAAGCUGCAGUUAAGACAGCCUAGGGAUUUUGAUGACUACAUCGGCCUUCAAGUUCAUGUUACAAGCAUAUACUCGUUGUUAAACUUACAAACGAAUGAAUUUCAACUAAGUGCACAUUUAGGGGAUAUAAAGAGACGACAUUUGACUCUUCAUGAUGUGUAUGAUGCAAAGGACAAGAAGGUGCUCGUCGUUCUUGAUGAUGUGAAUGAGUUAUGGCAACUACAGGCGACCGUGCAUUAUCCUGGGUGGUUUGGUAGUGGAAGUCGGAUUAUCAUUACUAUUGAAGAUAGAAGAGUUUUGGAGAAACAUGGGAUCCAAGAUGAAGAUAUAUACAAGGUGAAUUAUCCACAUACUGAUGACGCUCUUCAGAUAUUCCGCAUGUAUGCCUUUGAUCANAAUUACCCAUAUCAUGGUUUUGAGGAUCUUGCUAAGGAAGCUACCGAGUUUGCGAGUGAUCUCCCUUUGGCACUACAGGUAAUGGGCUCCCAUUUCAAGAAAAUGUCCAAGGAGAUGUGGAGAAUGGAACUUGCAAAUCUAAAGAAGACUAGCCUUCACAAAGAUAUUUUGAACAUUUUGAAAUCCAGCUAUGAGGCCUUAAGUUUAGAAGAAAAAUAUUUAUUCAGUGACAUAGCUUGCUUUUUCAAUGGUCAAAUGAUAAAUAGAGUGGAAGAAGUUAUUGGAGAUGGCUUUAGUCGAAGGCUUAGAGUUUUAGAGGAGAAAUCUCUCAUAUAUACAUAUAACGGAAAGAUAGGAAUGCAUACAUUGCUAGCAAAACUGGACGCUCUAGCUAUUAGAGGCAUAAAUUUCAAUCUAUCUGAGAUCAAACACAAACUAGAAAUAGACGAGCAAGCUUUUGAAAUGAUGCUUAGUCUCGAAUACUUAAAAAUCUAUGACGAGAAGUUUGUUGCGCCAAAGCUGCAUUUACCACAAGGUCUCAAGUUUCUACCCUACAAAAUUAAAUUACUACACUGGGACAGCUUUCCCAUGAAAGUUAUGCCUUCUAAGUUUCAACCUGAGUUUCUUGUUAAACUUGUCAUGGUGGAUAGCAAACUUGAGAAAUUGUGGGAAGGAGAUCAGCGGCUUGGAAGUCUCAGGGAGAUCAACCUGUUGUACUCCAAGAACCUAAAAGAAAUCCCUAAUCUCUCCAAUGCCACAAGUCUAAAGCGAUUGAACCUAGGUUUUUGCACAAGUCUUGUGGAGAUCCCCUCAUGUAUUGGGAAUGCCACCAAUCUAGAGAUGAUUAACCUCGCUCUUUGUUCGAGUUUGGUGACGCUCCCCUCCUCUAUUGGGAAACUUGAUAAGUUAAAGAAAUUGGCAAUGGUGGAAUGCUCAAAUCUGGAGGCUUUUCCGACCAACAUAAACCUGAAUUCUCUUUCUGAUCUUACUUUUACCUCCUCAAAGUUGAAGAGGUUUCCAGAAAUUUCCACAAACAUUAGUAAAAUUAUUAUUUCUGCUACAGAGAUAGAAGAGGUUCCUUCGUCAGUCAUGUAUUUGUCCCUUCUUCGGAAGCUAGAUAUGAAUUCUUGCAAAAGUCUCAAGGAGUUCCCACCUGUUCCUAACAGCAUCGAAGAAUUGGAUUUGAGUUUUACAGAAAUAGAAGAAGUUCCUCCAUUUAUCCAGAAUCUCUCAUGUCUCACUACGCUAAAGAUGGUGGGAUGCAACAACCUAAAGGUACUACCAACCAACAUCAACUUAGAAUCUCUCUCUAGACUUGACCUCAACAAAUUCAAAGGAUUGCAAACGUUUCCAAAUAUUUCUAAAAGCAUUGAAUAUCUCAAUCUAAGUGAUACUGCUAUAGAAGAAGUGCCUUUAUCCAUCUGGUCUUGGUUUCGUCUUCUUGAACUGAGAAUGAAUGAUUGCAAAAGCCAUGAGGUGCUCCCACAUUUUCCUGAUAGUGUCCAAGAAUUUGAGUUGAGCUGCAAGGAACAAUUCCCUCAACUAUCACAACUUCACCUCAAUGGGUGCAAGAAUCUCGUAUCACUGCCCCAACUUCCGGAUUCUCUCUCUAUCCUUAAUGCAGCUAACUGCGAUUCGCUCGAAAGAAUACUAGGAUCUUUUGAACAUCCAAAGAUCAGUCUCAACUUUUCCAACUGUUUCAACCUAAGUCAAGAAGCUAGAGAACUCAUCGAGAUAUUGGAUUGCAAGUUUAAGCUUUUCCCUGAUGUGAGCUUCAUCGAGCUUGAGUUUGAUUUCAAGAUCACUGGUAAGUACUGGGGAAUACAAAGAUGUGGUGUACACAUGGAACACCCUGGUGUUUGUGAUGACCAAUGA
Camelina sativa (false flax) is the source of this 2817-nucleotide messenger RNA. The record is from RefSeq and is a predicted model, not a curated record. Lineage: Eukaryota; Viridiplantae; Streptophyta; Magnoliopsida; Brassicales; Brassicaceae.